AUGGAUGCUAAAACAAUCAAAGAGGAGAAGGCUAAGGUAGAGAUCUGGCAGUAUGUAUUCGGCUUCACACCAAUGGCCGUAGUGAAGUGCGCAAUCGAGCUCGAAAUCGCCGACGCCGUCGAGAGCCAUGGCGGCGCCAUGUCUUUGCCCGACCUUGCCUCCGCCGUCGCCUGCUCGCCCUCCGCCCUCGUUUGCGAAAUCUGCGCCUUGCGGAGCGGCUGCAGGAGAUCAUUGCCGCCAUCGGCUGCCCCGUCCCCAGUCGCCGUCGAUACGACGCCUCUACUCUCCGACCAGAUCUUUCGCCCCCACCGUCGCCCUCGCUUCCUCCGUCGCGCCAGCAGCCGGAGCCGCGCCAUGCGCGAGCCCUCCGUCCGCGUCCGAGAAGCAGCCGCCGAUCAAAUCGAGGAGUUGCAGAGUGAUUGGGGUUUGUUGUUCGAAGCCGAUAGUGAUUUUAGAUUUCAUUUGAAUUUUGUGAAAUUUUUCAAUUUUGAAUGA
Molecule: messenger RNA, 495 nt
Organism: Salvia splendens (bonfire salvia)
Lineage: Eukaryota; Viridiplantae; Streptophyta; Magnoliopsida; Lamiales; Lamiaceae
Exons: 1
Coding region: 1-495 (164 amino acids)
Molecular function (GO): protein dimerization activity
Source: RefSeq, a predicted model, not a curated record